This is a messenger RNA of Triticum aestivum (bread wheat), 1005 nucleotides long. Its product is annotated as photosystem I reaction center subunit XI, chloroplastic-like. NCBI's taxonomy places the organism in Eukaryota, Viridiplantae, Streptophyta, Magnoliopsida, Poales, Poaceae. The transcript is spliced from 5 exons. The record is from RefSeq and is a predicted model, not a curated record. Gene Ontology annotation, biological process: photosynthesis. Gene Ontology annotation, cellular component: photosystem I reaction center; photosystem I; chloroplast thylakoid membrane. Bases 1 to 1005 code for a protein of 334 amino acids.
AUGGAGCAAGGAGGUGUUGCAUCCCCACGCGCUGCAUCGGUCGCUGCGGCGGCGGAUCUGGAGGAGAAGAAGGUGGCCGUGGCGGACUCAGCCGUGUCGGAGCUUGGCGUGACAGCGUCGAGCGGCCCUUCUAAUGGACCUGCGGAGGCCGGCGGCGAGCACGUGGACCUGCAGCAGAAGGAGGAUCUUGUUGGCAAGAGGAGGAAGUGGGACUCAUCUGGGUACUACCCAUAUGACAGGGAUGAAGAUGAGCCGUACGAGUGUGAAUCUGGAGAUGAUGUGGUCGAGGGGAACGUCGAGUCCUUUGAAGAGAAGGUGGUGCAGAAGAUCAGGGCCCAAGGAUCUGGUACGUACUACAACUGGAGGACGGACAAGUACUGCUGCCCCUACUGCAUUAGGCCCAAGCCCAUGUCUGGGUUGCUGGAGCAUCUGAUGGAACAUUGUUGGGCUACAUCCGUCAGCAGUGAUGAGUACAAGAUCAGGGCUCAGCAUUCUGCCCUCCACAAGCAACAGGCCACGUACCAGGUGGUCCAGCCCAUCAACGGUGACCCGUUCAUCGGCAGCCUUGAGACCCCCGUCACCUCCAGCCCCCUCGUCGCGUGGUACCUCUCCAACCUCCCCGCGUACCGCACUGCCAUCAGUCCGCUCCUCCGUGGCAUCGAGGUCGGCCUGGCCCACGGCUACCUCCUCGUCGGCCCCUUUGCGCUCACCGGCCCGCUCCGCAACACGCCGAUUCACGGCCAAGCAGGCACUCUCGGCGCCAUCAUCCUCGUCUCCAUCCUCAGCGUCUGGCUCACCAUGUACGGCGUCGUGUCCUUCAACGAGGGCGUGCCCUCCACCGCGCCCACCCUCACGCUCACCGGCCGCAAGAAGGAGGCCGACAAGCUGCAGACGGCAGAAGGGUGGUCCCAGUUCACCGGAGGCUUCUUCUUUGGCGGUGUCUCCGGCGCCAUCUGGGCCUACUUCCUCCUCUACGUGCUUGACCUCCCAUACUUCUUCAAGUAG